Leishmania mexicana MHOM/GT/2001/U1103 is the source of this 2076-nucleotide messenger RNA. RefSeq names its product putative kinesin. Lineage: Eukaryota; Euglenozoa; Kinetoplastea; Trypanosomatida; Trypanosomatidae. The transcript has a single exon. Gene Ontology annotation, cellular component: kinesin complex; microtubule. Gene Ontology annotation, molecular function: microtubule binding; ATP binding; ATP hydrolysis activity. The record is from RefSeq and is a predicted model, not a curated record. The coding region runs from base 1 to 2076 and encodes 691 amino acids. Gene Ontology annotation, biological process: microtubule-based movement.
AUGGCAACCGUAGGAAACCAGCGUGUGACGGUAUCGGUGCGCGUGCGCCCGAUGCUGCGCGAGGGCGCCGCUGCGAAUCACCAGCAGGAGAAGUUUGAGCUGCAAGGCGUGCACCGCGUCGGCGAUAACAGUCUCAAGGUAGAACUGACGAAGCCAGGCGAGCCGACAAAGAGCAGCCUCUUCACGUUCGACUACGUUUUCGAUCAGGAGAGCACGCAGCUGGAGGUGUAUGAGGAUGCCGUAGUGGACAUGGUCGAUGCCGCGCUCGUCGGCGUGAAUGUCACCCUCUUGGCCUACGGACAGACUGGCUCCGGCAAGACCUUCACCGUCCUGGGCGAUGUGAAGCCGAACCCGCUUGAAAACGACCUGCUCACGGCGAACAGUGGCAUGUUCCUGCGUGUGCUGAGCGACUUGAUGGACUACAAGGUUCGCCAAGCCAAGAAGGGCUGGCACGUGGUGGUGGGUUUAAGUUGCAUAGAGAUUUACAACGAGAACAUCCGCGACCUGUUUGGUGGCAAGUCUAACUCGGCACCGCCGGCGCUGAAGGCGGUCAUGACCGGCGAGGAUGUUCAUCUGCCAUCGCUCAUCAUCAAGGAGAUGACCACUCUGCAGGCAGUUUUCAGCGAGAUUCAGCUGGCCAUCGCACGCCGCAUGAGCCGUGCGACGGACUCCAACUCGCAGUCGAGCCGCAGUCACUGCCUCUUCUCCAUUGAUAUCCUUCAGCAGGCGAACUCGGCCCCCGCGCCUUCGCUGGACAUUCUCGAUCAGUCAAAGAAGGGCAACGAUACGAAGAAGGGUGUGGCGGCCACGAAGAAGGCCGGCGGCCUGGCUUCCGCAGCGCAGGAUUCGCAGCUGCCGGAGUGGGAAAUGCCGUUCCAGGGUACGGUCUUCCGCAUGCCCGGACAGAAGGAGCCCAUCUACACCAGUAAGAUCAUCCUUGCCGAUCUCGCCGGUAGCGAGCGCAUUGCCCGCAGUGGUGUGACCGGCGAUGGCCUGGCAGAGGCCACAUCCAUCAACAGCAGCUUAACAGCACUGGGGAACGUGGUACACAGCCUGCACGAGGGCGGCUUCGUCAGCUACCGUGUUUCAAACCUGACGCGACUUCUCAAGCCGGCCUUUUCGCACCCCAGCUCGCGCGUGCUGCUCUUGGCACAGUGCUCACCCACGCAGCUGACGUUCGAUGAGACGGUCAGCACACUGCACUUUGCGAACAAGGUAAAAGAUAUGAAGGUGACCACGUGCACCGGCGCCGAAGUGGAGAAGCUGCAGUUUGACUUUCUCGAGUCCGGCAAGAUGUACGACGCGCUGCUGGCAGACCUGCACAUCUUCGCUGUGGAGUCGCAGGCGACGAUCGGCAUCAUUCGCCGCAGCCUGCCGCAGAAAUGCAGUCUCUACUAUGACGCGUCAGCGGGCAAGAACGGCAAAACGGUCAAGGUGAGCAUAAAAGACCGCCGCUUGCCGGCCGACGUGGCGGGCGUGCUGGCUGUGGCGCAGAAGGAGCGUGCGCAGUUGUUGGCCGCUAUUGAAAAGGAGAAGUCGGAGGAGCUUUCAGUAGUGCAAAAGGCGGCGGAUGAGGCACGGGAUGAUAUUAUCAAAGAGUACACGAACGAGCUGAAAGAGCUGAAGGAGUCGAUUACGAAAGAGGUGUCAAUGCGCGUCCACCAUGUGUCGCAGCAGUUGUUGCUUGAUUCGGCAGCCCGCGGCAACAAGAUCGUCGAGGAAGAGGCGGAGGCGUGGGUCUCAAUGACGCUGCUGUACCUGAAGGAGCACAAGGCGGCCUGCAGUAAGGAGUUAUCGACAAUAUCGGGCCGUCUCGACGACUUGUCCCAGAACGUCAACAAGCAGCGUCUGUCUGACGCCCCGAAGGAGACACCCGAGACCGUUGAGGCGGACUCCAAGUACGCCCUCUCCACGUGGUUUCACUGCUUGGCGAAGCGCUUCUUCUCGUUCUGCAUGGAGGUGCACGAGUAUCGGGCUGUUCUCCUGAACACAUGCCAAGGCAAUAUGGCCCUGGUGAGGUGGAAGAAGAAGAACGCUGAGCUGCUGAAGAAGUUCGAAGAGGAGAACUCGGUGUAG